GCCGAUAUUUGUAGCAAAGGCCAGAUAACGCACCAGCUUCUCCUGGGGUGUCUACGGAUCUCGUUUUCACUUGACCAUGAUCUAUCUCCCUUAACGUCACUGCCCACCUCAUGUACUGAUUUUAUAUACCGGCCGCUCCCAAAAUUUGGCUCAGGGGCGUCCCGAGCCUGUCUCAAGUCGAGCCUCGUUGCCCUUGUCGCGCAUGCGAUUAUAAGAUACAUACGAUAUCUCGUCACGUUCUCACGUAAUCCCGAUAAAGAAUCCAUUUUAAGGGCCACCUAUUCAUUCUUCUGCUUCGCGCCACUCCCUCUGUACUAUUUUUCAAAGAAGCUUGAGAAGAUGCAUCAAGACCAAGAUGCACGCCGUGGGCGGCUUAUCGCCUCGGUCGCUGCAACUGUCAUCUCCCUGGCCUGCGGCACAAACUAUGUCUAUUCUGCGUGGGCGCCACAGUUCGCCGAAAAGCUCAGGCUUUCCACCACAGAGAGCAACCUGAUCGGUCUGUUCGGCAACCUGGGCAUGUAUACAAUGGGUGUCCCCAUUGGCAUGUUUGUGGACGAUCGCGGAUCGAGGCCUGCUGUUCUUGCCGGAGCUUUCCUCCUAGCUAUUGGCUAUGUCCCCCUGUGUAUCUCCUUUGAGAAAGCCGCGGGCUCUGUUCCUGUCCUCUGCUUCUUCUCCUACCUGACUGGCCUGGGUGGGUGCAUGGCGUUUGCGGGUGCAGUGAAGACAUCUGCACUCAACUGGCCAAGCCAUCGCGGCACGGCCACAGCGUUUCCGCUUGCUGGAUUUGGGCUCAGUGCCUUUUUCUUCUCUUUUGUCGGCGCAAUUCUUUUCCCUGGCAGCACCAGCUCCUUUUUGCUGCUACUGGCAUGGGGCACUUUUGGUCUUACUUCCGUUGGCUACUUCUUCUUAAAAGUCCAUCCUCAGGUAUCUUACCAGGAAGUGCCCACCCAAUCAUCUGAACCAUCGUCAUCUGGCCGAGGAAGAUCGCGUAGUGUAACCGAACCUGGUAUGUUAUCCAAUCCUGAAGCUGUUCACCCAGACUUGGCCUUGCCACCAAAGGCCCCUCCAGAAUCUGACGCCAGUCGCGCCAAUAUUUUAAAUGACACCGAAGCUGGUGAUGCCCCGAGUACCGAGAAUUCAUCUUUACUUGCUGGUGCCGCAGGCGCCGAGAUUGUCGGGGGUAGUAGUGUUGAUCAAGAUGUCUCUUAUCGACUAGAUGUACGAGGCGUGAAGCUCCUGUUCUGCCUAGAUUUUUGGCAGCUGUUUUCCAUCAUGGCCAUUCUCGCUGGAACCGGCCUCAUGACUAUCAAUAAUAUUGGAAAUGAUGCAAACGCCCUCUGGAAGCAUUAUGACCCCUCAGUUGAUGAACCAUUCCUCGUUAGCCACCAGCAAAUACACGUAUCCAUUCUCUCUGUUUUUAAUUUUGUAGGGAGGCUGCUAAGUGGUAUUGGCUCUGACUAUCUCGUCAAAACUCUUCAGGCCAGCCGCAUCUGGUGUCUGGCCGUGGCCUGUCUCAUAUUCCUUCUUGCACAAAUUUGUGCCUUACAAAUCGAGAUGCCACAAAAACUUGUAUUCGUUUCGGGUCUUUCUGGCUUGGCCUACGGCUUCCUCUUUGGUGUUUUCCCUUCCAUUGUUGCAGAGACAUUUGGCAUUGGUGGACUGAGCCAGAAUUGGGGUUUUAUGACUCUUGCUCCUGUAGCCUCAGGAAAUGUGUUCAACCUACUAUACGGAAGGAUCUAUGAUCACCACAGCAUUGUUGAACCCGAUGGCACUCGAUCUUGCGACGACGGUAUCGCUUGCUACCGCUCUGCUUAUGCGGUUACCUCGACUGCAUGUGCCCUGGGCCUAUUAAUCACUUUAUAUAUCAUUCACUACCAGAGAAACCAGUAUCUAAAGGCGAAAGACAAGUUGGAUGAAGAAGACUGAUAGUUUGGCAUAUAUGCGAAGUGCUUAGCAUAGGGUACAGCUGCAACUGUUUUGACCAGCGUAAAUGAAUCUACAACAUUAAUACCUUUUC
Messenger RNA from Trichoderma asperellum CBS 433.97, 2017 nucleotides. The record is from RefSeq and is a predicted model, not a curated record. NCBI's taxonomy places the organism in Eukaryota, Fungi, Ascomycota, Sordariomycetes, Hypocreales, Hypocreaceae.